AUGUCAAGAAUGCUACAGAAAUUCAUCGCCGCCGGAGUUGGAGAAUCGUGGUUGCCGGCGAUUAACCGGGGGUGGGACGAGGUUAAGAACUCAGUCGGAUUGCAAGACGGCAUGUUUUACUCGCUCUGCGCCGCCGUGGCCACGGUUGCGCUGGUUCAGAUUAUAAGAAGCCAAGUAAGAGCGGCGGAGUUAGGGAUGACGACAACGCAGAAACGUUUUCAUAUGAUGAAUUUCUUGGUAAGCGCAUUACGCGCAAUCGUCUUUGGUUUCCACAAUAAGGUGUUUCAUAGUCUCCCCUACAAGGUUUUCACGUCGGUACUUCUAGACCUCCCAGGAUUACUGUUUUUCUCAACCUACACGCUUCUUGUCUUGUUCUGGGCGGAAAUAUAUUAUCAGGCUAGAAAUUUCCCGACCGAUAACCUCCGAUUCUUUUACGCGUCAAUCAACGCCGGAAUAUACAGCGUACAGGCUAGCUUUUGGAUCUUUUUAUGGAUUACUGACGUCAGAAACGGCGUCGUGGAUGUCAUCUGGAAGAUGUUUACUGCUGCGGUUUCUUGCACGGCGGCGCUGGGAUUCUUGCUGUACGGAGGGAGGGUGUAUAUGAUUCUGAGAUGGUACCCUAUUGAAUUUAGGGGGAAGAGAAGGAAGACUCGUGAGAUUGGAAGUGUGACGGUCAUAUGUUUCAGCUGUUUCCUCGUACGGUGCUUUAUGGUUGCGGCGUCUGGUUUUAACUAUAUUGCGACGGUUGACGAUGUGAACCACCCUGUUCUGAGUUUGGUGUAUUACAUGGCGGCGGAGAUUCUUCCUUCGGCUCUUGUUCUGUAUAUUCUGCGCAGACUACCUCCCAGAAGAUUGCCUGCAGAUCAAAUACUACACUAG
Messenger RNA from Ipomoea nil (Japanese morning glory), 879 nucleotides. Its product is annotated as tobamovirus multiplication protein 1-like. The transcript has a single exon. Gene Ontology annotation, cellular component: plant-type vacuole membrane. The record is from RefSeq and is a predicted model, not a curated record. NCBI's taxonomy places the organism in Eukaryota, Viridiplantae, Streptophyta, Magnoliopsida, Solanales, Convolvulaceae. The coding region runs from base 1 to 879 and encodes 292 amino acids.